GGAAAAUAUCAUCUUCUCCAAUCUUCUAUUCUCAUGAUUUUUAAGAGAUGAAAUCCAAAAGUUUGCCUAAGGUUACCUAAGGCUCUAUCAUCCUUGCUCCACAACAUCUCCUCUCCAAUCUACACUAUAAAAUAGCAUCCUAACCUCAGGCUUAUUCAAAACUUCUCAUCCACACAUCUCUCUCUCUCUCCCUUCUUCUAUCUCUCAUGGAGUUUCAUAAAUAUCUCUCCUUUAUGGCUAUCAUCUUGUUCCUCUUCCCCAACUAUGACAGAGUGUCAUCCAAAGAAAUGGAAGGGAAGUACAGCUAUAAGGUUGGGAGCAAGUAUGGACCAGAUCAUUGGGGAGACAUUCAUAGAGAUUGGGCGACAUGCAGCAAAGGAAAGAUGCAGUCUCCAAUUGAUCUGAAUGACAGAAGGGUUCAGCAUCUUCAUUAUUUAGGUGAUCUCAAUAGAAGCUAUCGUUCUGCUAAUGCUGUCAUCAAGAAUCGUGGUCAUGAUAUAAUGGUGAAGUGGGAGGAUGAUGCAGGAGAAAUUUGGAUAAAUGGAACUAAAUUUUCUCUUUUGCAAGUGCAUUGGCACACCCCUUCUGAACACACAAUUAACAAUCACAAGUAUGCAAUGGAGUUACAUAUGGUACAUCAACGAGCAAGUGACAAUAAAUUCGCUGUGGUGGCUAUCCUAUAUACAAUUGGCCGGCCCGAUACUUUUCUCACACAGAUGAUGAAAUAUAUAAAGUUGGUGAGUGAUAAGAGAGAGGUGGAGGUGAAGAUAGGGAUUGUUGACCCCAGAAACAUUAAGAGAGGUAGCAGGAGAUAUUACAGGUAUAUUGGAUCUCUCACCACUCCUCCAUGCACUGAAGGUGUCGUUUGGACCGUCAUUAGAAAGGUAAGAACAGUGUCCAAGGAACAGUUGAAAUUGCUGAAAGAAGCUGUAGAAGAUGGAUAUGAGAAGAAUGCGAGGCCGUCGCAGGGCAUAGAUGGUAGGGUGGUUCAACUUUAUCAGCCUAUAAAUCGAUAUUAAAUGUUUUUAAAUAAAUAUGGACAUAUAUAUUAAUUAAUCAUGUACUUAUAAUGCGGAUAUUUCAUAUGUUGUAUUGCGAAUAAUGGCCAGACAUGUUUUGAAACCUAACAGUCCUUCAAUGCCAAAGAAAUCAAGUGAUGUUACCAAACUAAAGAAAUAAUUGUGGCGUAUCUUAAGCAACAUGCUUUUGAAAAUGGAGGGGGAUGGAUGGUUUGUGCCCUUAAUAGUUGUUGAAGUGAAUCAAGAUAUGAUUUUAUGGUACAACAAUGUUUGGG
Messenger RNA from Phalaenopsis equestris, 1294 nucleotides. RefSeq names its product alpha carbonic anhydrase 7-like. The record is from RefSeq and is a predicted model, not a curated record. The coding region runs from base 207 to 1019 and encodes 270 amino acids. Gene Ontology annotation, molecular function: zinc ion binding; carbonate dehydratase activity. Lineage: Eukaryota; Viridiplantae; Streptophyta; Magnoliopsida; Asparagales; Orchidaceae. The transcript is spliced from 7 exons.